Molecule: messenger RNA, 939 nt
Organism: Chrysochloris asiatica (Cape golden mole)
Lineage: Eukaryota; Metazoa; Chordata; Mammalia; Afrosoricida; Chrysochloridae
Product: olfactory receptor 15-like
Exons: 1
Coding region: 1-939 (312 amino acids)
Biological process (GO): G protein-coupled receptor signaling pathway
Cellular component (GO): membrane
Molecular function (GO): olfactory receptor activity; G protein-coupled receptor activity
Source: RefSeq, a predicted model, not a curated record
AUGGAAGAGGCCAACAAUAUCUCCUCAGAGGGCUUCAUCCUGAUGGGUUUGUCUGACCACCCCCAGCUGGAGAUGAUUUUUUUUGUAGUCAUCCUCAUUUCUUACUUAAUGACCAUAGUUGGGAAUUCAACCAUCAUCCUGCUUUCCCGCCUAGAUCCCCGGCUGCACACACCCAUGUACUUCUUCCUCAGCAACCUCUCCUGCCUGGAUCUUGGCUUUACUACCAGCUCAGUGCCCCAAAUGCUGAUGAAUUUAUGGGGCCCAGACAAGAGUAUUAGCUAUGGUGGCUGUGUGACCCAACUCUAUGUCUUCCUUUGGCUAGGGGCUACUGAGUGCAUCCUGCUUGUAGUGAUGGCAUUUGACCGCUAUGUGGCAGUGUGCAAACCCCUGCACUACACCACCAUCAUGAACCCUCGGCUCUGUUGGCUGCUGGCUGCCAUUGCCUGGUUGUGUGGCUUGGGCAACUCUCUGAUCCAGUCAACAUUCACACUGCAGCUCCCGUUGUGUGGGCACCGGAGGGUAGACAACUUCCUGUGUGAGGUGCCCGCCAUGAUCAAAUUGGCCUGUGGAGACACUACUCUCAAUGAGGCUGUGCUCAACGGUGUCUGCUCUUUUUUCACUGCUGUGCCUCUAAGUAUCAUCCUGGUCUCCUACUGCUACAUUGUUCGGGCAGUACUGAAGAUCAGCUCGGCAGAGGGAAGGCGAAAGGCCUUUAACACGUGUUUCUCUCAUCUGGUUGUGGUGUUCCUCUUCUAUGGCUCAGCUAUCUAUGGGUAUCUACUUCCAAUUAAAACCAGCAACCAGGACCAGGGCAAAUUCAUUUCUCUUUUCUACUCCGUGGUCACACCCAUGGUGAAUCCUCUCAUCUAUACGCUGAGGAACAAGGAGGUGAAGGGGGCACUAAAAAGGCUGCUGGGGAAAGGAAGGGAAGUGGGCUGA